CAUGGACAUUGUCGGUCGUGUAGCCGUCCUGCUGGCGCUGGUCAGUGUGAUGAUGACGCCUGCCGACUGUAGGAAACACAGGCACACUAAGAAAAAUGGCCGCCAUAAAGCCGCUAGUCCACCAAUCAUAUGUGAUAAUUCAAUGGUGUUACACACCGAUGAGAGCAUGUACCUUCUCCCAGCGAUACGGGAACACAAGGCGAAAGCACUGACCACAUCGCCGUCACAGCGGAUGAUGACGAUCUCCAACACCAGUGACGUCAACUGCAGGGAGGGGUAUGCCAGGCUGCAGGUGAAGAGAACAUGUCCGCACUACUUUGUGUUGAACUAUGACCCUGACCGGAUACCGUCCACCAUCUUCGAGGCCCGCUGCUCAUGCGCGAACUGUUUGUCUGAGCAGGCACCAGGACCAAGGCGAUGUGCGCCUGUAUAUGUGUACCGCGAUGUCCUGAUUAGACGGAGGAAGGCGGGAAAACACGACUCCGGGUGUUACGAACACCACUUGAAGGCAUUUGUUGUUGGGUGCCACUGCAUCGGACAUAUACAUGACCCUCAGCGAAACCCAAGACCGUUGGCGUGAUUUCAUUUCGUCUAUCUGUGGGACACAUUGCAAU
Haliotis rufescens (red abalone) is the source of this 614-nucleotide messenger RNA. RefSeq lists its product as uncharacterized. The transcript has 2 exons. The coding region runs from base 2 to 580 and encodes 192 amino acids. Gene Ontology annotation, cellular component: extracellular region. Gene Ontology annotation, molecular function: cytokine activity. Lineage: Eukaryota; Metazoa; Mollusca; Gastropoda; Lepetellida; Haliotidae. The record is from RefSeq and is a predicted model, not a curated record.